CAAGAUUCCUCUCCAGUUUCUUGACAUCAAGCUUCCUGGUACUUGACCAUGUCCUCCAGCAGCAGCAGCUACCAGACCGUAGUCACCAGCAGUAAGGUGAAAGCAACUCGUACUUCAAGCUAUGGAGGUUUCAGCAGUGCCUCAUUGUCUGGCGCAGGCUUUGGUGGGAGUUCUUUAACCCAAAGUUCCAGCUUAAGCAAUAACAAUAAUUUCGGUGGCAGCGAUCUUCUGAUGUCUGGCUGGGAAAAGCACACCAUGCAAAACCUCAAUGACCGCUUGGCAGCCUACCUAGACAAGGUGCGGGCUUUGGAGUCAGCCAACCAUCAUCUGGAAGUUCAAAUCAAGGAAUGGUAUGAAAAGAAUACGCAUGGUUAUAAUGACCGCAAAGACUACAGCAAAUACAUGAUCAUCAUCGAGGAACUGCGGAGAAAGAUUACUAAUGGCACCCCAGCCAAUGCAAGAAUCUUGCUUGAGAUUGACAAUGCCAAGCUGGCAGCUGAUGACUUCAGAAUGAAGUAUGAGAAUGAGUUGGCCCUGCGCCAGAGUGUGGAGUCUGAUGUCAACGGCCUGCGCCGGGUCCUAGAUGAACUUACCCUGGCAAGGUCUGAUCUUGAGUUGCAGUUGGAGGGUCUGAAUGAAGAGUUGGCCUUCCUCAAGAAGAAUCACCAGGAGGAGAUGACCUCAAAUAAAGGGGGCUCUGGCCAAGUUAUUGUUGAGAUGGAUGCAGCUCCAGCUGUUGACCUGACUGGACUUCUGAAUAAUAUGAGAGCUGAUUAUGAAGUAGUAGCUGAGAAGAACCGUAAAGAGGUUGAAGAAUGGUUCCUUAAGAAGAGUGCAGCACUGAAACAGGAGAUUCUUAUCGAGGCUCAAGAAGUCCAAUCAAGCCAUAGUGAAAUUUCAGAACUGAAGCGCUCUCAACAGACAUUGGAAAUUGAGUUGCAAGCUCUGUUAUCUAUGAAAAGCUCUCUUGAAGGAACCCUGUCAGAAACAGAAAACCGUUACUGCCUAAGCUUAAGCCAAAUACAGAUGCGCAUCAGCAGCCUUGAAGAACAGCUUCAACAGAUCAGAAUGGAUAUGUCAAGGCAGAAAGAAGACUAUCUGAGACUCCUUGACGUCAAAACCAGACUGGAGAGAGAAAUUGAGACCUACAGGAUUCUACUAGAGGGAGAGCUUAAUGUAAAGAAAGUGGAGAUAGUGGAGCAAGUGGUGGAAGUUAAAAAAGACCCAACCAAAACAAGAAAAGUCAAGACCAUUGUUGAAGAAGUCGUUGAUGGGAAAGUUGUUUCUUCCAGCGUUCAAGAAGUAGAAGAGAAACUCAAUUAAAUAUAACUGAUAGAAGAGCAUUAGGGAAAACAAUGCAAACUGAUGUAACACAACAUAUUAUAAGGCUCAGUACCAUUCCAACAGCAGAAUUUGAGUACAUGGUAAUAUUACUCAACUAAAUGUUUUCAUAUCUGUUGGAAUUGCAAUUAUGUUCAAAACUCGACCAAAAUACUGUGUUACACAAUCAAUAUAAGGUGGUUUAUUUGGGUAUAAAACUUGUUUUCCUAUGUUUUUAUUAAAUCAUUUUAAUCCUCA
Molecule: messenger RNA, 1578 nt
Organism: Xenopus laevis (African clawed frog)
Lineage: Eukaryota; Metazoa; Chordata; Amphibia; Anura; Pipidae
Gene: krt12.2.L
Product: keratin 12, gene 2 L homeolog
Exons: 8
Coding region: 49-1323 (424 amino acids)
Biological process (GO): intermediate filament organization; epithelial cell differentiation
Cellular component (GO): intermediate filament; cytoskeleton
Molecular function (GO): structural molecule activity
Source: RefSeq, marked provisional